Messenger RNA from Darwinula stevensoni, 1296 nucleotides. The record is from the annotation of a GenBank genome assembly. NCBI's taxonomy places the organism in Eukaryota, Metazoa, Arthropoda, Ostracoda, Podocopida, Darwinulidae.
AUGGACGGAAGUGCCAUCAUAACUGAACUCUACUACCAUCACGCUCUCAGACGAAAAUUCGGGUGUCUUUCGCUCCUGGAAUCUCUGGCAAAAGAAAAUAAGGAGUUUCUCCAACGUGGCAAUUUCAGCCACUUCUUGACCGGAGCCUCUCGUUUACUUAGGAGGUACGUAAGACUCCUGCAAGCGACAGCACUUGGCCAGUUCACGAUCGUGACGCACCUGGCUGCAAUCGGAAAGAAGAGCAAGUUGGAUCAAUGGGUAUCCUCCGAUCUGACCGACCGCGACCGCGAACGCCGUGCUGAGGUGUGCACUUCUCUGCUAUCGUACGAGCGCACAAACGACUGGCUGGAUUCCGUAGUCACUGGAGACGAAAAGUGGAUGCUGUACGGCCCUAUUUCCCUUGCGGUAUUCACUUCAACACCUGACAAUGUGGACUCGACCUUGUGGGUGAUCGCAUGUCUCCGAAAAGCGCAUCUGGCAAUUUACCAAAACGUGACUUUUCAUCUUGUCUUCCCCAUCCGACAAGUGGCAGAAGAGCUGGACGCCCUGACAAUUAUAUUUCAUGACAAGUUGUCCUGUCAGUCAGCCCUGGAGUUUCUGUCCCAAGAGAAAAGCAUGAGUAAUAAUUAUGCCCGACGCGACGUGCAAUAUCCCCCCAACCUACUAAGGAACGUGGGUCGGCGUGGAGCCAGAACGGAGUUUGUGUUCGUCUUAGACGCGGACUUUCUACCUACACCUGGCAUGAGGAGGGAGUUCCUUCAAUUCGCAGAAAGGGAACGGCUUUUUUCCCGCGAGAUGGUCAAGCACAAGAUCGCCUACGUCGUGCCAGCAUUCGAAAUUCAAAAGGCGGUGGCAAUUCCGCAAAAUAAAUCAGAACUAAUUAGCCUUUGGGAUAAAGGGAUGAUUCGGCCCUUUUACAGCGCCACCAUAUCCUCAAUGACGCAGACACCGACAGACUACCACAGAUGGAGGAUAUUACCGAAAAAGAGGGAGAUCUCUGUUGGGUACGAGAUUCAAUGGCACCAUAUGUACGAACCGUAUGUGAUCUACAGAAACUCCGCUCCUUUCUUCGAUGAAAGAUUUCGACAAUUCGGUUGGGACCGCGUCAGCCAGAGCACGUCAGCAAUUGAAAAUGGGGAAAAGAAACAAAUGGGGAAGAGUUUCCAUCCUUAUGAUUCCCUCAUAGUUCCUCCAAGGAACGCGAUGAGGAGAGAUAUGGAGAAAAUGCUGCUUUUCUACGCCAUGAAUAUUUAUGAGCAUGCACAUUUUGUUCCAUUGCUACCUGGGGAUUACUAG